AUGAGCCUGGAAACGUCUGAAAUUGGAAAACAAAAAUGCGACAUGGAAAAUGAACAUUUUGGCUUAGGCGACCAUGGUGCGAAACGGUGGUCGAGCUUUCGACGCCAUUCGGACCCUGUCCGCUUUGCAGACCUUGGCGCUCCUGGCACCAUCGUUGUCAUCCAUCACACGGACUGCGGUAUGAUUCAUUUUCAUGACGCCGACAUCAGAAAAGCACUGCUCGAAAUCGCGACGCAUGAGAAGGAGUUCAUUGGAGCUUCUGAGUUUGGAGAAAUUAAGAACAGAAAGGAAAAAGCUGUGAACGCGGCGUAA
This is a messenger RNA of Penicillium lagena, 312 nucleotides long. RefSeq lists its product as uncharacterized. Lineage: Eukaryota; Fungi; Ascomycota; Eurotiomycetes; Eurotiales; Aspergillaceae. Gene Ontology annotation, molecular function: carbonate dehydratase activity; zinc ion binding. The transcript is spliced from 4 exons. The coding region runs from base 1 to 312 and encodes 103 amino acids. The record is from RefSeq and is a predicted model, not a curated record.